ACCAAAAUUGAUAACAUGCUCAUUUUUCCCAAUUAAACUUAGAAUUAAAAAUGCUAUAAAACGGCAACAUUUCAAAGCUUGACAAUAAAUUGUUAUAUACUCGUAUAGUGCCUUUAAAAUAAAAAAUGACUUCGAAUGUAACAAGUUCUGAUGUAAAAUCUCGAAAUAAUUCUGAAUUAAAAAAUAAUAAUUAUAUAAAAAAUAAGAAGAUGCAACAAAAACAGAAGAAUCCAAAUAAUUCAGAACUUAAGCAUUUACCGGAAUGGCCACCAAUUAAUAUAGAUUUCAAUGAUUUAUAUUACACGGUACCUUCAUCCUUUGAAAAAGGAAAUAAAACUAUAAUUAAUAACGUUAGCGGACAAUUCCGAUCAAAUGAAUUAACAGCGAUAUUAGGACCAUCUGGAUGUGGAAAAACUACCUUAUUGAAUCUAUUAGCAGAAUACAAAACUAAACCAAAUUCAGGAGAAAUUAAUAUAAAUGGAAAACCACGUCAAACAAAAAUAUUUCGUAAAAUGUCACGUUUUAUAAUGCAACAUGAAGAAUUAGAUGAAUUUGUAACAGUUAGGGAAGCUAUGAUGUUAUCAGCUAAUUUAAAAUUAGGAAGUAAAUUAUCUAUAGAAGAAAAAAAUAGAAUUAUAGAUGAAAUAUUAGUAAAUCUUCGUUUAAGUAAAGCAGAAAAUACUCUUGGUACAAGAUUAUCAGGAGGUGAAAAGAAAAGACUUUCAAUUGCAAUGGAAUUAGUUGAUAAUCCACCUGUGAUAUUUUUAGAUGAACCAACAACUGGUUUAGAUGAUCUUUCUUCUUCUCAAUGUAUAACUUUAUUAAGGAGAAUAGCACAUGCUGGUAGAACAGUAAUAUGUUCAAUUCAUACGCCAUCAGCAAAAAUUUUUCAAUCAUUUGAUAAUAUUUAUGUUUUAAGUCAAGGGCAAUGUAUUUAUCAAGGUCUCAGCAGUAAUGUAUUGCCAUAUCUUGAAAAUAUUGGAUUACCUUGCCCAAGAACAUAUAAUCCAGCAGAUUUCAUAAUUGAAGUAUCAUGUGGAGAAUAUGGUUUCGAUCAUAUAGAUAAAAUGAUAACUAUAGUACAGAAUGGAAAACUUCGAUGGUCACCAAAUUCGUCGGCAAAUGAAAUUCAUGAUCAAUAUAAAAAUUUGGAAAAAUUUGAAAUGGAAAUUAAUCAAAGCUCAUUAAGUAGCCAAUCUGGUUGGUGGGAACAAUUUUUCAUAUUACUACAAAGAAUGUUAGUUCGAAUGUGGCGUGAUAAGAGUUAUAUGAAAUUAAAAUUUGGAAUGCAACUAACUUUAGGUUUAUUAUUGGGUUGUCUAUAUGAAGGUAGUGGUACGGAUGCAACAAAAGCAUUAUUCAAUUAUGGAUUAGCUUUUGCUAUUAUGAUCUCUUUUGUUUAUUUACCGAUGAUGCCGGUUUUAGCUGCCUUUCCUGCAGAAUUUCAUUUAUUAAAAAGGGAACAUUUUAAUCAAUGGUAUAAAUUGGGACCUUAUUAUUUAGCUUUAAUAGUAGCUCGAAUUCCAUUUAUGUUAUUGAUUGCUACAAUAUAUUUAACAAUAAUUUAUGUUAUGUCAAGUCAACCAUUAGAAUUAUGGAGAUUUGGAAAAAUGUUUUCUGUUGCAAUACUUACUGGAUUAGUAUCAGAUAGUUAUGGUUAUGUUAUUGGAUCAAGAUUUAAUAUGGUGAAUGGUCAGUUUAUUGGACCAGCUAGUGUUGCUCCUAUGAUUAUAUUAGCUGGCUAUGGUUUUGGUUUUGGCAUUAAAGAAGUACCAUUCUAUAUAACAAUUUUAAUGAAUACAAGUUAUUUACGGCAUAGUAUAUUGGGUAUAAUGGCAGCAUUAUAUGAAAAUCGUCCGGAUUCAAUAUGUCCAGAUGAAGAAACUAUAUGUUUAUUUAGAAAAUCAAAAACUUUAUUAAAAAUUAUUGGUUUAGAAGAAGCAUACUAUUUGACAUCAAUUUAUGCAUUAAUUUGUUUUUAUAUAGUAUUUACUGUGACAGCUUAUUGGUUAAUAAAAACACGUUUAAAUUCCAGUUCUAAAAAGAACCAAAUAGUACAAUAUGUUGAACAAUUUUUGAAAAAAUAUUUUAAUUUUACAUCAAAUAGAUAUUGAAUUUUAUUAUGUAAAUUUUACAUUUAAAUAUUGGUUAUUGGUUGGUUAAAAAAUUUAUUUAGUAGAUUUUUUUUUUUUGAAUUUUAU
Molecule: messenger RNA, 2201 nt
Organism: Condylostylus longicornis
Lineage: Eukaryota; Metazoa; Arthropoda; Insecta; Diptera; Dolichopodidae
Product: ATP-binding cassette sub-family G member 4
Exons: 10
Coding region: 126-2114 (662 amino acids)
Cellular component (GO): plasma membrane
Molecular function (GO): ABC-type transporter activity; ATP hydrolysis activity; ATP binding
Source: RefSeq, a predicted model, not a curated record